Messenger RNA from Paralichthys olivaceus (Japanese flounder), 7208 nucleotides. NCBI's taxonomy places the organism in Eukaryota, Metazoa, Chordata, Actinopteri, Pleuronectiformes, Paralichthyidae. The record is from RefSeq and is a predicted model, not a curated record.
GUGUGCGCGCACGUGUGUGUGUGUGUGUGUCUGCGUGAGUGAGUGAGUGUGUGUGCGCGCUGGUGUGAUCUGCCUGCACGCUGGGGCUGCGUUUCCCAAGAAAAAAGCUCAGCUCUCUCAGUUUUCCUGCGCGUCUUAUUGCAGCUCUCAUUGUCUUUGUCGACAGUGAUAAAGAGAGCAGUUUCAACCGGGGGCCUGUUUUUGGAAUAAAGAAAAGCAUUGCUGUUUUCUGACUUUGAGGGAAGAAAGGAAGGGACUCCUCUGGAAUUUCCUAAGGAAUUUAUAUCGGACAGCUCCGUUACCGGGGCUUUGCAUUCUACCGCCUGGGUAUAUAAUGUGACCAACUAUUCCACACUAGGGAGAUUCUGAGGAGUUCUCUUCUUUCAUCACUCUGGUCCGGAGAAGCAAUCGCAAUUGAUUAUUCCAAACGGGUGGGGUCAAAGGGGGGAUUCUUGUCGGUGGCGUGUCGGCGAGGUAAAAUAGCAUCGGGCAGCAUGUUGGCACCUGCAUGAAAACAAAAGUGGAGCCUCAUUACUUGUCCUCUUUCCUGAGACGUCAACCACAGGAUGAGGCCUGCGGCAGGUCUCAGGGGAGAGAAUGUUCCAUGACUUUCACACCUUCGACCUCAAGCUCUUGAACUAUUGGGAAGAUUGCUUGAGUGCUGAAAGGCUGUGAAUACCCUGCAUCUGAGAAAUCAGACCAGACUGACUCACAGGACUCUGUGAGCCAGUGCCACCGAGGCUGCCAAAGCAUGCUGGUGCCAAGCUGUCCCACCAUGCACAGAGCCAGACCCACGCUGCUGCUGCCGCUGCUGCUUGUCCUGGGUCUGCUCCUCCACCUCGCCGACGCUCAAACACCACCAAAGUUUUUAAGAACCCCCAAUGACCAAACAGGCGUGCAGGGAGGCGUGGCGUCCUUCAUCUGCCAAGCUACAGGAGAUCCACGGCCCAAGAUUGUGUGGAACAAGAAGGGGAAGAAAGUCAGCAACCAGAGAUUUGAGGUAGUGAUUGAGUUCGACGAUGGCUCUGGUUCAGUGCUCAGAAUUCAGCCACUGCGCACGCCCCGAGAUGAAGCCAUAUACGAAUGCGUCGCCUCCAACAGUGUUGGAGAGACGAGCGCUACCACCAAACUCACUGUUUUACGUGAGGACCAGCUGCCCCCUGGGUUCCCCACCAUAGACAUGGGCCCACAGUUGAAAGUGGUGGAGCGAACACGCACUGCCACCAUGCUCUGUGCCGCCAGCGGCAACCCCGACCCUGACAUCUCCUGGUUCAAAGACUUCCUCCCCGUCAACACCACCAACAACAAUGGACGCAUUAAACAGCUCAGAUCAGAAUCCUUUGGUGGUACACCAAUAAGAGGAGCCCUCCAGAUAGAGCAGAGCGAAGAGUCCGACCAGGGAAAGUAUGAAUGUGUGGCGACCAACAACGAUGGAACCCGCUACUCUGCGCCAGCAAAUCUAUACGUCAGAGAGCUGCGAGAAGUGCGCCGGGUGCCACCACGAUUCUCCAUUCCACCCACAGACAAUGAGAUCAUGCCGGGCGGUAGCGUCAACAUCACGUGCGUCGCAGUGGGCUCCCCUAUGCCAUAUGUCAAGUGGAUGCUGGGUGCUGAAGACCUCACACCAGAGGACGACAUGCCGAUUGGACGGAACGUUUUGGAGCUUACAGACGUGCGGCAGUCGGCCAACUACACAUGUGUGGCCAUGUCGACCCUGGGGGUGAUAGAGGCUGUGGCACAGAUAACAGUCAAAGCAUUGCCCAAGGCUCCUGGCAUUCCUGUGGUGACGGAGCGCACAGCCACCAGCAUAACGCUGACUUGGGACUCUGGCAAUCCUGAGCCGGUGUCCUACUACAUCAUCCAACACAAGUCCAAGUACUCGGAGGACUCGUACAAGGAGAUUGAUGGCGUGGCCACCACUCGGUACAGCGUGGGGGGCCUCAGCCCCUACUCCGACUACGAGUUUCGAGUGGUGGCAGUGAACAACAUCGGGCGGGGGCCACCCAGCGAGAGCAUCGAGGCCAAAACAGCUGAGCAGGCACCCAGCACGGCACCGAGGCAGGUCAGAGGUCACAUGCUGAGCACCACCACAGCUGUGAUUCACUGGGAUGAGCCGGAGGAGGCUAAUGGGCAGAUCAUGGGCUACAGAGUCUACUACACCAUGGACUCCGCCCAACAUGUCAACCUCUGGGAAAAGCAGAUUGUUCGGGGGUCUAACUUUGUCACCAUCCAGGGCCUCAUCCCCAACAAGACCUACUACAUCAAGGUCCUGGCCUACACCUCUGUUGGUGACGGACCCCUUUCUCCAGACCUUCAAAUCAUCGCUAAGACAGGAGUUCCCUCCCAACCGACCGACUUCAAGGGAGAAGCCAAAUCGGAAACGAGCAUUUUACUGUCAUGGGUCGCUCCGGCACAGACCGGACAGGAGAAUCAAAUCACAGGAUAUGAGCUCAUGUACAGGAAGAGGGACGACAGAGAGGAGAAGCGAAUCAGCUUUGAGCCGACCACAACAUACCUACUGAAGGACUUGAAGCCCUUCACUACUUAUACUUUCCGCUUGGCUGCCCGUAGUAAACAUGGGGUUGGAGCUUACACCAACGAGAUCUCGGCAGAAACUCCACAGACACAACCCUCAGGCCCGCCUCAGGACGUCAAGUGCCACAGCCCCAGCUCCACCAGCGUCCUGGUAAGUUGGCGGCCACCCCCAGUGGAAUUACAAAAUGGGAUCAUAACACAAUACAGUAUCCAAUAUACUGCGGCGGAAGGGGAGGACACGACGGCACGUCAAAUCCCCAGCAUCCCAGCGGAAAGCUCCCAGUACCUUUUGGAAAACUUGGAAAAAUGGACAGAGUACCACGUGACGGUCAUUGCUCACACGAAUGUCGGAGCGGGGCCGGAAAGUCUGCCACAGCUGGUCCGCACAGAGGAGGAUGUUCCUAGUGGGCCACCUCGUAAAGUUGAGGUGGAGGCUGUCAACUCCUCAUCAAUUAAAGUGAUCUGGCGCUCACCGAUGCCCACCAAGCAGCACGGUCAGAUUCGAGGGUACCAGGUGCACUAUGUCAGGAUGGUUAAUGGGGAGCCCACAGGACAGCCAGUCAUCAAGGACAUCCUGAUUGAUGAUGCCCAGUGGGAAUAUGAUGAUUCAACUGAACAUGAAAUGAUCAUCGCGGAGCUGCAGGCUGAGACCACGUAUUCAGUCACCGUUGCAGCCUACACCACAAAGGGUGAUGGUGCACGCAGCAAGCCCAAACUGAUCACAACCACUGGCGCAGUUCCUGACAAACCUCGGCUAAUGGUCAGCACCACCAACAUGGGCACGGCUCUCCUCCAGUGGCACCCCCCAGCAUUCACCCACGGGCCCCUUCAAGGCUAUCGCCUCCGUUUUGGUCGCAAAGACGUGGAUCCGCUGACUGUCAUUGAGUUCCCCGAGCGAGAGAACCACUACACUACCAAAGAGAUCCAUAAGGGAGCCUCGUACACUUUCCGCCUUUCCGCACGCAACAAGGUGGGCUUUGGCGAAGAGACAGUCAAAGAAGUCACCACAAAUGAGGAUGUCCCAAGCGGUUACCCUCAGAGCAUCACAGCUGAAGGUGCCACCACCUCCACUAUUCAGGUUAGCUGGCAUCCUGUUUUGCUGGCGGAGCAAAACGGCCAAAUAGUGAAAUAUGCUCUGCAGUAUAAGGACAUCAACAGCCCACGCAGUCCCUCAGAGCUCUUCAUCACCGCCCCGGAAUCAACAGUCAUCCUGGAUGGCCUUAAGGCAGAUACCACUUAUGAUAUUAAAAUGUGUGCCUUCACCAGCAAGGGCUCUGGUCCCUAUAGCCCAAGUGUCCAAUUCAGGACACAGCCUUUGGAUCAAGCAGUGUUCGCAAAAAAUUUCCAUGUGAAAGCUGCCAUGAAGACAUCAGUGUGGUUGACCUGGGAAAUCCCAGACACCUACAACCCGGCUCAACCCUUCACUAUUCUCUACGACAACGGCCAGAGCGUGGAGGUGGACGGGAAGCUGACGCAAAAGCUAAUCACGGGUCUUCAACCUGAGACGCAGUACUCCUUCCUUCUGACCAACCGUGGCAACAGCGCCGGAGGUCUGCAGCACCGCGUGUCCACCAUGACGGCCCCAGACAUCCUUCGCACCAAGCCAUACCUGAUCGGCAAGACCAACUCAGACGGUAUGGUGACUGUGGAGCUGCCGUCGGUGCAAACAUCUGAGAGAGUGAGGGGAUAUUUCAUUGUGGUGGUUCCUCUGAAAAAACAGCGAACGGGGAAGUUCUUCAAACCCUGGGACAAUCCCGAUGAGAUGAAUCUGGAGGAGCUGCUGAAGGAGAUAAACCGAACUAGCAGAGGCCUCCGGUUCCAGAGGCAGGCUGAACCCAAAGCCUAUAUCGCUGCCUACUUCAAAGACCUGCCGAAAGACUUCACCCUGGGAGAUGGCAAGAUCUACGGGGACUUUGAAAACAAGCAACUCCAGAAUGGUCAGGAGUACAUCUUCUUUGUGCUCGCUGUUCUGGAAAUGUCUGAAAACAUCAUGUAUGCCACCAGCCCGUACUCUGACCCGGUUGUUUCGGCCGACACUGACCCCCAGCCAAUCAUCGAUGAGGAGGAAGGGCUCAUCUGGGUCGUGGGCCCUGUGCUCGCGGUCGUCUUCAUCAUAUGCAUCGUCAUUGCCAUCCUCCUCUACAAGAGCAAACCAGACAGAAAAAGAGCAGAAUCUGAAGCUAGAAAAGGCAGUCUCCCCAACAGCAAGGAAAUGCCACUGCAUCAUCCCACUGAUCCUGUGGAGCUGCGACGUCUCAACUUCCAAACACCCGGCAUGGCAAGCCACCCUCCGAUCCCCGUCAUGGACCUGGCAGAUCAUCAGGAGCGCCUGAAAGCCAACGACAAUCUCAAGUUUUCACAGGAAUAUGAGUCCAUCGACCCCGGUCAGCAGUUCACGUGGGAGCACUCUAACCUGGAGGUGAACAAACCAAAGAACAGAUAUGCCAACGUGAUCGCGUACGACCAUUCCCGAGUCCUGCUCUCCGCUAUCGACGGGAUCCCAGGAAGUGACUACAUCAAUGCCAACUACAUCGAUGGCUACAGAAAGCAGAAUGCCUACAUCGCCACCCAGGGAUCUCUGCCAGAGACAUUUGGCGACUUCUGGAGGAUGAUCUGGGAGCAGCGGAGUGCCAUCAUCGUAAUGAUGACCAAACUGGAGGAGAGGUCCAGGGUGAAAUGUGACCAGUACUGGCCCACGAGAGCGACAGAAACCUACGGCCUCAUCCAAGUGACGCUGUUAGACACAGUAGAGCUGGCGACAUACUGUGUCAGGACAUUUGCACUUUUUAAAAACGGCUCCAGUGAGAAGAGAGAGGUGAGGCAGUUCCAAUUCACAGCCUGGCCAGACCACGGGGUACCGGAGCACCCCACCCCAUUCCUGGCCUUCCUGAGACGGGUGAAAGCCUGCAAUCCUCCAGAUGCGGGGCCCAUGGUGGUACACUGCAGCGCUGGGGUGGGUCGCACAGGUUGCUUCAUCGUGAUUGAUGCCAUGAUGGAACGUAUCAAGCACGAGAAGACUGUGGACAUCUAUGGACACGUAACGCUAAUGCGUGCCCAGCGCAACUACAUGGUGCAGACAGAGGACCAGUAUGUCUUCAUACACGACGCGCUCCAGGAGGCCGUCAACUGCGGCACCACAGAAGUGCCCGCCAGAAACCUCUACGCGUACAUCCAGAAGCUGACGCAGAUAGAGGGCGGGGAGAAUGUCACUGGCAUGGAACUUGAGUUCAAGCGUUUAGCCAACACUAAAGCCCAUACAUCACGAUUCAUCAGUGCCAACCUCCCGUGCAACAAGUUUAAGAACCGCCUUGUUAACAUAAUGCCAUACGAGUCCACGCGAGUGUGUCUUCAGCCCAUUCGAGGAGUUGAGGGCUCCGACUACAUCAAUGCCAGUUUCAUUGAUGGGUACAGGCAACAGAAAGCCUACAUUGCCACGCAAGGACCAUUGGCAGAGACCACAGAGGACUUCUGGAGAAUGCUCUGGGAACACAACUCUACUAUCGUCGUAAUGCUAACCAAGCUUCGAGAAAUGGGCAGGGAAAAAUGCCACCAGUACUGGCCAGCAGAAAGGUCGGCCAGAUACCAGUACUUUGUGGUGGACCCCAUGGCCGAGUACAACAUGCCCCAGUAUAUCCUGAGAGAGUUCAAAGUGACUGAUGCCAGGGAUGGACAGUCACGGACAGUAAGGCAGUUUCAGUUCACAGACUGGCCUGAACAAGGAGUGCCAAAAUCAGGAGAGGGCUUCAUCGAUUUCAUCGGCCAAGUACAUAAAACAAAAGAGCAGUUUGGCCAAGAUGGGCCUAUUUCAGUCCACUGUAGCGCGGGUGUUGGCAGAACUGGAGUUUUCAUCACCCUCAGCAUUGUCUUGGAAAGAAUGAGAUACGAGGGCGUAGUAGAUAUUUUUCAGACAGUGAAAAUGUUGCGGACACAGAGACCAGCUAUGGUGCAGACAGAGGAUCAAUACCAGUUCUGCUACAGAGCUGGCUUGGAGUACCUGGGAAGCUUUGAUCACUAUGCAACGUAAAAGACCCAGUAUCGGAAGAAAAAAAAAGCAGAGGGCCCUUUGGAACGAAAAACCCAGCGAGCCUCUCUUCUGAGCCAUAAAUUCCUGCUUGAGAAAGUACUCCUUAACUCCUUGCUAACAACUCAUUACGUGUUGGAUGUGCGACAUGACUCGUCAAAAAAUGAAAAAGAUGAUUCCUGGAGGACCAAGUAUUUCCCCAAACCCCACGAAAACCUCACCUUGAGUCAAAGUGAGGGAAUCCUGACUGAUGAAGCAUCAUACGGAAUUACCUUUUUUUUUUCUUUUUUCUUUUGCUUCAAGGAUUCAUUUUUUGGGGGGGGGGCUCAUAAAACUGAAUGAAACCAACACAACAAAAAAGUAUAUGAACAAUAAUGACAUCGUCAGAAAUGCAUCAGUGAUUAUGAACCGAUACGAGAGGCAUUGGAGGCACACAGAAUCGCGGGGGGGGAAAAACUCGAUGCACAUUGUAAAGAAAAAAAAAAUCUGUUUCACAAUCAAGUACACACAAAGACAACCCAUCGAAAAAGAAGACAAUGCUUGGUCCACAACAGCAGGACUCACUCAAAGUAAUAAUGAAUUAAUACUCCUUCUCCUGUCACAAUGUUCAUCAUCAAAAUUUUGGAAGAGGGGGGACAUCAAAUGAUCUAUG